This is a messenger RNA of [Torrubiella] hemipterigena, 2962 nucleotides long. The record is from the annotation of a GenBank genome assembly. NCBI's taxonomy places the organism in Eukaryota, Fungi, Ascomycota, Sordariomycetes, Hypocreales, Clavicipitaceae.
CGAAUUUUCACCUCUGCCCAGUUUGCCCCUCCGACAGUCUCAUCACAUUGGCUUUGUCGCUUGAGCUUCAUCAUCUACGACUGCUACAGGUGCUCCAAGUUACUCAUACCGAAAUCGAGGCCCUUCGAUCGAUCUCCUGGAGUCUAUAUCACCGGAUUUUAUCCCCCGCAUCUUCAAAGGUGCUUGCCCACACUUGAGGCACAAACUACGACACACGACAAGCACAGUAUCGAAACGAAGCUUCAAAUACAAUCGCCAUGUCUAACCUCAACUCUUGGGAGGACGACCCCGCCGCUCAGGACGAGAACCUCGCUCGCCAGGCACAGCAGCAGCUCAAUGUGAAUGCUCAGCAGGGUGGCCAGGGUGGCUUCCGUCCUGGUGUUGCCUCUUUCCAGCCCUCAGCUCAGUCGUUCCAACCUGGACAGCAGUAUGGUGGUGGCUACAAUGCUCAGUAUCAACAGCAGCAGUACUACCAGCAGGGUGGCUACUACCAGCAGUACGGUGGCCAGGGCGGCAACGGUCAGGGACAGGGAUAUAACCAGUACAACCAGGGCUAUGGCGGUGGCUACAGCCAAGGAUACAACCAGCAGCAGCAAGGCUACAAUGCCAACUACUCCCAGUAUGGUCAGCAAGGCCAGCAGCAGCCCAAGCCUGCCGCUACUAACAUUGGCAACAAGGUGCUCUCCAUUGGGGGCGACUCCUCCGCCCCGAAGCCGGCAGCCGCUGCUGCCAACAUCGGUAACAAGGUUCUUUCUAUUGGAGGCGAAGCUCCCAAGGCCAAGGUUCUUUCGAUCGGAGGUGACGCCCCCAAGCCCAAGGUGCUUUCUAUUGGCGGCUCUGCCGCUCCCAAGGAGGACGCUCCCAAGCCCAAGGUUUUGUCCAUUGGUGGCUCUCCCGCCCCCGCUAAGGAUGAGGCUAAGAGUGAAACACCUGAGGCAGGCCAAAAGGUUGCUGCCGCCAAGGCUAUUGAGAAGACUGGUGAGAAGCCAGCUGCUAGCGGAACUAGCUCUCCCGUCCCAUCUUCUGGCCGUUCCAGCCCCUCUGCUGCUACUGAAAAGAAGGUCCAGCGCGAUGCUGACGCUGUUGCUAAGGAGCAAACUGCUGAUGUUGACGAGGAGACACUUAAGGAAAUUUACGGCAAGGAGCACAUUAACGUAAUCUUCAUUGGCCACGUCGAUGCCGGCAAGUCUACUCUUGGUGGCUCUAUUCUGUAUGCCACCGGCAUGGUCGACGACAGAACCAUGGACAAGUACAAGAAGGAGGCUAAGGAUCUUGGCCGUGAGACUUGGUACCUCUCAUGGGUCAUGGAUCUUACCAAGGAGGAACGCUCCAAGGGUAAGACCGUCGAAGUCGGCCGUGGUUUCUUCGAAACCGACAAGCGUCGAUACAGUAUCUUGGAUGCUCCUGGCCACAAGACCUAUGUCCCCAACAUGAUUGGUGGUGCUUCUCAGGCUGAUGUUGGUAUUCUCGUUAUUUCUGCUCGCAAGGGCGAGUACGAAACCGGUUUCGAGCGUGGUGGUCAGACCAGAGAGCACGCAAUGUUGGCAAAGACCCAAGGUGUCAACAAGCUUAUUGUCGUCAUCAACAAGAUGGACGACCCUACUGUCGAGUGGUCCCACGACCGUUACCUCGAAUGCACAACCAAGCUGGCUCAAUUCUUGAAGGGCACCGGUUACAACCUGAAGACUGAUGUCUUCUUCAUGCCUGUUGCUGCCCAGAGCACUCUUAACAUUAAGGACCGCCUUCCUAAGGGCACUGCUCCCUGGUACGAUGGACCUUCUCUGCUCGAGUACCUUGACGGCAUGCAGACAGUGGAGCGCAAGCUCAAUGCUCCUUUCAUGAUGCCUGUUGCUGCCAAGUACAAGGAUAUGGGUACCAUGAUUGACGGCAAGAUCGAAGCCGGUGUUGUCAAGAAGGGUAUGAGUCUCAUUAUGAUGCCCCGCAAGCAGACUGUUGAGCCUUCUGCUCUGUAUGGUGAGCAGGAAGAGGAAGUCCCCAUUCUUCAGUGUGGUGACCAGGUGCGCAUGCGUCUGCGUGGUAUCGAAGAGGAAGACAUUCUGCCUGGUUUCGUCUUGUGCUCUCCUAAGCGUCUUGUUCACUGUGUCUCUGAAUUCGAGGCCCAGAUUCGCAUCUUGGAGCUCAAGACCAUUCUUUCUUCUGGCUUCAACUGUGUUCUUCACGUUCACUCUGCCAUUGAAGAAGUCACAUUCGCCGCUCUGCUUCACAAGCUGCAGAAGGGUACCAACCGCAAGAGCAAGCUGCCCCCUACGCACGCCAAGCGAGGCGACAGCAUUAUUGCACGCAUGCAAGUCAUUGGUGGUGCUGGUGCUGUCUGCAUUGAGCGAUUCGAAGACUACCCUCAGAUGGGUCGUUUCACCCUGCGUGACCAGGGACAAACCAUUGCCAUUGGCAAGAUCACGAAGCUUAUUACCAACGAAGAUGACGCUUAAAUGCUGAACGGGCACAUUGGAUAAGUGGCCCACGCGAUGGCGCGUAUAAGAAGGGCCAGUGUCAGGAACACACCAAGCCUUCAGUAUGAGAAAUCUAAAUUUGCUGGGAAAUGAUGAUAUGAUGGCUCCAUUAGUAUCGCAUGGGAUGGGAAUUAGAAAGCAGGAAGGCAAAAGUCUAUACACAUAACAACAAUUUCUUUUAGUUUUACACCAUCUGCCUGCGGCAGUAUACAAGAUGUCAGUGAUAUCAUAAUAGCGCGGCUCAAUUACGCAAGCCGAAGCCAACGGCGUCACGGCGCCUGUCGUCGGCGCUUGAUUAACUUAGUCUGAAGAGGUUUGCGGGCCCAAAGAGGAAGGGGCAGGUUUUGGUAGAGACGAAAAUGAAUCGGAACACAAAGCACAAGCACAGCAAAGUGGUCGCUGCUUAGAGGCGGCGGGACGGUAGUGCAGUUCGUUGGCCUCUCGGAGCCGCAACGGGCGGGGCGUUGGAGACGGAGUGGGACAAUGGGGGG